GACUGUAGUGGCACUCCCAUGGCCUUGAGAGCAUAUCCAUAUCUUUUUGAGAUGGAUGCAGUCAAAUGCUUUGCUAUGGGCCACAAAACACAUGCUGAUUUUGUUUUAGAAUCCCUUGAUAGGCCCCAUUAGCAGUUGUAGGUUUGCAAUGUGGUCUCAGUCUAGGGCCUCUGUCUUUCCUGACCCAUUGCAUACAAACAUUUUAAAAAUGUGAUUGCAAAACCAUGUAUGUCCACUAAACCUAAAGUGCAGGACCUACAUGAAUUCACCCUUCACAAUGAGGAAAUUGAAAUAGUUAGAUUUCUCCUACCUUGGAUCGAAUAUUGAUCAGAAUGGAGACUGCAGAAACAAGAAAUAAGAAGACUAGGAAUGCCUGCCUCAUUGAGAAAUGAUGUCCUAUCCUGAGAAUCAAUCAGAGAAGACUAUCUGUGGAGGCUUUCAUGAUCAAGAGCAGAAUAAAAGUGUUGCUUGUAUGGAAGACCAAGUUGGGGGGAACCUGUGGGACAUCUUUGAGCUCCUGCAGAUUGAUGUGGAUUGUGAAAGCUCAAGGGACCAAGUUGCAUCAAACAAGGAUUUGUGUUCGAGAAAUGUUUUGAGGAAGCAGAGGCACUGGGAGAAGAUUGUUUCAGCAAAGAAGAGCAAAAGAAAACUUGAGAGAGAAAGGCGGAAAGCUAAGCAUGCAGAAGAAAAAGAUUCUGCUCCUCAGUUCAGCAAGCGGGAACUAAAAGUAAUUGCAAAAGAACACCUUCUCAAUGCCAAAGAAACAGGCCCUUGGCUGUGCAUUGAUUUGAGCAUGACCAGUCACAUGACUAAGAAGGAAAUAAGCCGACUUGCCACCCAGAUAAGGCGGCUCUAUGGGUCGAACAAGAAAUCUCAGAGGCCCUUUUGGCUGUACCUCACUGGAUUUGUAGAAAACAGCCCAAUUUCUGAAGCAUGUCUAAGGAUGAAUGAUGGAUUUGCUAACUAUCUUAUGGAUGUUACUCCUGAAACCUAUCUGGAUCUGUUUCCUUUAGAAACAAUUGUUUACCUCACUCCAGAUGCUGAGAAUGCUCUUGAAGAGGUGGAUCCACAAAAAGUAUAUAUCCUUGGAGGGUUGGUGGAUGAAAGCAUUCAAAAGAGACUUACUUUGCACAAAGCUCAAGAAGAACAUCUGCAGACAGCACGACUGCCAAUUCAAGAAUACAUGGUAAAGAACAUCAAUGCAAAAAACUACCAUUCCACAACAUUAGCAAUCAACCAAGUAUUUGAUGCCUUGUCGGUUUUCUACGUGACCAAGAGCUGGGAAAAAGCCCUCAAAGCUGCAGUUUCUCCUGGAAAAGGCUAUAUCCUUCGAGAUGCAACCCUCUGACAGAAGGAAGUUGCAGGCAAAUAUGAGAGAAAGUGGUGAUGAACGUUUUGUUUUCAGUAAUCCAUGGUCACUGAACCAUUCUUCACAUCCACUUGGAAAAGGCUGGGACCAAUUCAAUUUCUUGUUCUUCUUAUUAGAUGAAGAAGUUAAGUUUAUGAGAUGGAGAAAUAAAGAUAUUUUAGUUGAGAAGCGUGAGAUAU
Messenger RNA from Sceloporus undulatus (fence lizard), 1548 nucleotides. RefSeq names its product tRNA methyltransferase 10B (gene TRMT10B). Gene Ontology annotation, molecular function: tRNA binding. The coding region runs from base 389 to 1348 and encodes 319 amino acids. NCBI's taxonomy places the organism in Eukaryota, Metazoa, Chordata, Lepidosauria, Squamata, Phrynosomatidae. Gene Ontology annotation, cellular component: nucleoplasm; nucleus. The record is from RefSeq and is a predicted model, not a curated record. The transcript has 9 exons. Gene Ontology annotation, biological process: tRNA N1-guanine methylation.